Molecule: messenger RNA, 1668 nt
Organism: Lodderomyces beijingensis
Lineage: Eukaryota; Fungi; Ascomycota; Pichiomycetes; Serinales; Debaryomycetaceae
Source: the annotation of a GenBank genome assembly
AUGAUUGCAAGGCCAUGGUGUAGGGUGUCACCUAGAUUCAGCAUCAGCCAGUUUGUUGUGAGACGCAAGAUAGCAACUCAAACGCCCAAGCAUGUCAGGGCGAAUCGCUGGAAACGGUAUGGCUAUCCCGUGGCGGCGAUUGCCGCUGGUGGCGGCACGGUGUACUAUGUCGACCGUGAGUUCAACUCGAGUUUAAUCACAAGAUCUGUUCGAGCGUUGUAUGUCUUGUUGUGGAUCGCGUAUGCGUAUGGGUUUGACUCCAAAAGCUAUCGAAACUUGGAAGAUCUCCAUGAAUUGGCGAGUGCGAAAUUGCUUGAGCUUUUGAUGCACAACAAGGGGCUUUAUAUUAAGUUGGGACAGGCGAUUGCCAACCAGGGCAAUUUGUUCCCGAGGGCCUACCAAGCGCGGUUCCCGAAGUUGUACGAUGAAGCACCUUGCGACACGUGGACUCAAGUCGACCUGGUUUUGAAGCUGAAUCUUGGCGAUGGCUACGAAGAAGAGUAUUUUGACUGGAUUGACCAUGUGCCCGUUGCUAGCGCGUCUAUAGCUCAAGUGCACAAGGCCAAGUUCAAUGCAAGGAUGGGUUCACAGGAAGUGGCGUUGAAAGUGCAGCAUCAUUAUAUCGAGCGGCAGAUUGUUGUCGAUUUGUGGGUGUACCGGUUCAUUUCGAAAGUUUACGAAAAAGUGUUUGACAUACCCUUGAGUAUAUUUACAAGCUACGUGUCUGAGCAAAUGACCAAGGAGACGGAUUUUGUCAAUGAGAUGGAGAAUGCGUUGCGCUUGCAGCGCCUUAUUGACGGAGACCCGCAGUUGAAACACGAGAAUGUCAAAAUUCCCAAAAACUACCCCGAAUUGACCACGAGACAAGUGUUGCCUGCCGAGUGGGUCACGGGGAUUGCGCUCACGGAUAAGGAAGUCUUGGUUUCCAAAGGCAUCGAUCUUAAAAAGACCAUGACUCAGUACAUCAAGUUGUUUGGUCGACAGAUUUUCAAAUACGGAUUUGUUCACUCUGACCCGCACCCAGGGAACUUGCUUGCUCGCUUUGACGAAAAGGGAAAACAGCAGUUGGUGUUGCUUGAUCAUGGGUUGUACAUCACCUUAACCGACGAGUUUCGUCUUCAAUACUGCAAGUUGUGGAAGGACUUGUUUGUGAUGAAUGUGCAAGGUGUUCAGGAGAUUGGCAAAGAAUGGGGGAUCCAUUCAACAGAGAUUUUUGCAACCUUGGUUCAGCUUCGACCUGUUAAAUUGAGCAACAAAAACGAAAAAGAAGAAGAAGAAGCACAAGAUACUAGAGAUGUUUCGGCGUUGAUGAAAUCGUUUAUUGGCGACGAGCUGAAGUUCCCCAAGGAGCUCCCAUUUCUAUCUAGAACAAUGAGAAUGAUUCAGAAUAUGAAUCAGCAGUUUGGAUCGCCCGUCAAUCGAAUCAACUUGUUGACUCAAGAAGCUGUACUUGCAUUGUCAAGCGAUGGCAACUUGACCUGGACUGACUACUGGGAUCUAGUCAAGGUCCACACGAGUUUGCUUCUCUCUGGCAUUAUUUUUGGAAUCAUCAGAUUCAGACAGUGGCUUCUGGGGGAUAGCUACGGGGAUAAGAAGAAAGGAUUGGAGGAUUAUCUAGAGUUGUACAUGCAAAACACUGCCAAAUCAUUGGGGAUGGACUGGAUGUAA